Messenger RNA from Ziziphus jujuba (common jujube), 1314 nucleotides. RefSeq names its product peroxidase 20. Gene Ontology annotation, biological process: hydrogen peroxide catabolic process; response to oxidative stress. Bases 249 to 1247 code for a protein of 332 amino acids. Gene Ontology annotation, molecular function: heme binding; peroxidase activity. The record is from RefSeq and is a predicted model, not a curated record. Lineage: Eukaryota; Viridiplantae; Streptophyta; Magnoliopsida; Rosales; Rhamnaceae. The transcript has 4 exons.
AUGAAAUUCAAAGAGGAAUUUGUCAAAAGCAUAAGCUGGUUUGAAAAACAGAGAAAAAGCCAUCUUAUAUGACAUCAAAUACAUCAUUGUCAGAUUACCUAUAUAUUCAAUCGUGGUAGAUAUUGAAUUUCAAUCUACGACAUUCCUGUCCUAAGUAAAAUAUUCUACCUAGUAACCUCACUACUCUUUCAUGUUAGAUUUCAUUUUCUCAUACUAUUGAUUGAAGCUCACCAUCACCAUCAUCAUCAAUGGUGUUAUUAUUGUUGAAGUUGAUUGUACUUGCUUUGAGUUUGCAUGGCUAUGAAACUAGGACCCAAGACAGUCCUCUUGCUUUUAACUACUACAAAGAAACUUGUCCUUUGGCAGAAGAGAUUGUGAGACGUAAUGUUGAGAUUGCAGUUGUUAGAGAUCCUCGUACGGCUGCAUCGCUCCUUCGCUUGCAUUUUCAUGAUUGCUUCGUCAUGGGUUGCGAUGCAUCACUUCUUCUGGACAGCUAUGGAGUAAUGGUGAGUGAAAAGCAAGCUGGUCCUAACCUCGACUCGCUAAGAGGAUUUGAGGUGAUUGAUGAGAUUAAGUACUUGUUAGAAGAGUCAUGUCCAUUUACAGUUUCUUGUGCUGAUAUUUUAGCCAUGGCUGCUCGUGACGCUGUUGCCCUGAGAGGUGGACCCAGAUGGGAAGUGUUGCUAGGCAGGAGAGACUCAUUGGAAGCAAGCUUCGAUGGUGCCAACCAGUUCAUACCAGCACCCAAUUCCUCUUUGGAAACUCUCAUUUACAUUUUCAAAGAACAAGGACUAGAUGUACAAGACUUGGUUGCUUUAUCAGGGAGUCACACAAUGGGAAAGGCUAGGUGUCUAAGUUUCAGGCAGAGAAUCUAUGAUGCAGAGUUUAAAGAAACACAUUAUGAUAAAUACAAGAGGUACACAACUUUUAGAAGAAUACUAAGAUCCAUAUGCCCAGAAUCAGGAAAGGACAACACUGUUGCACCUCUUGAUUUUAUGACGCCGGCGAGAUUCGAUAACCAUUACUUCAUUAAUAUUCUACAAGGAAAUGGUUUGUUGGGAUCUGACAAUGUUCUAGUCUUCCAAGAUCAUACAGGGGAGAUAGUGAAGCAGGUCUUGGCUUAUGCCUCUGAUGAGAAACUAUUUUUUGCGUCAUUUGCAAAUUCAAUUGUGAAGAUGGGGAACAUCAAUGUCCUUACUGGAACUCAAGGAGAAAUCAGAAAGAAUUGCAGAUUUGUCAACACCUAAAAAUGAUGAGAUUCAAAUUCUAUGCAUCUAUAGGGAAUUCUAAAUGGUUGUUUUUGCUUUUCUUUGA